Messenger RNA from Malus domestica (apple), 1923 nucleotides. The record is from RefSeq and is a predicted model, not a curated record. NCBI's taxonomy places the organism in Eukaryota, Viridiplantae, Streptophyta, Magnoliopsida, Rosales, Rosaceae.
UAAAUUAUUGGUAUUUAUGAUUUCCUGUUAUGCCUGGAUAUUUUGUGUACAAAUCUGGAAAUUUUGGUUCCUGGGUCCUUUGUGAAUAUAUUCAAGGGAUGGCAGAAGUUGGAGAGAGCUCGGGUGCAAAACCCUGUGAAGAAUUCUGGGCCAAGCUCGUUCCAUCAGACUCGAGAUAUCCGGAUGUUGAGAUUAGUUCACGUGAGAUUGUAGUUUGCUCAGAGAUCUUGUUCUCUUCUAUUCGCAAAUGCAAGUGGUGCAAGAUUUCUAUGGAUGCCGAGCAUGCAAUAUGCUGCAAUUGCUUGAACAUAUGGCAUGAUGUAGUUACCGUUGCUCCUUGCUUCCAUAAUUUCUGUAAUGGAUGCUUCUCAGAGUGGUUAAAGAGAUCACUGGAGAAACGUUCAAGUGUACUCUGUCCCCAUUGUCGAGCAGUUGUACAGUUUGUUGGAAGAAAUCACUUCUUGCUUAACGUUGUGGAUGAAAUACUACAAGCUGAUUCUUCACUAAAACGCACCAAUGAUGAAGUGGCAAUUUUAGACUCUUAUGCAACAAUACAAUCUAAUCUUGUCGUAAAAAGGGCUCACUCCCAGGUGAUGAAGAAGCUGAUAAUCCAUCAAAUCCAUGCCCUCAAUGUGGUACUGAAUAUGGUGGGUUCUGCUGCAAUCAAACCACUAUCCAUCUGCAAUGUCAAGCAUGCGGAGGAAUGAUGCCUUUGCACACCAAUAACAGUAUACCUCAACACUGUUUAGGAUGUGAUAAGGAAUUUUGCGGUACAUAUUGGCAUGCGCAAGGGGUUUCACAAAGUGAUUCUCACCGUGUGUGCAGGCGUGAGACUUUUAAACCAAUCUCAGAAUGGACCAUCUCUGGAAUCCCUACUUCAGCUCAUGAAAACAAUCGACAUGAACAAGUUAUCACUGAGAAGUGUAUUGCACAGUUGGGGAGAACAUUACAGAAUGUUAUUGCAGAAUGGCUUGCAAAGUUGAACAACAGAGAAAUUGAUCGAACGAGGAUGCCCCUGAAUCCUGCUGAAACAAUAACUUCUGGGACACCUACGUGCAAUUACUGUUACGAGAAGCUAAUCUCCUUCCUCUUGUACUGGUUUCGGAUUUAGAUUCCCAAGUAUCAUCUACCCACAGAGGCAUCAAACAGGGAAAAUUGCUGGUAUGGAUAUGCAUGUCGGACACAGCACCAUAAUGAAGAACAUGCUCGUAAAAGAAAUCAUGUGUGCCGGCCAACUAGGGGUAAGUAUAUGUAGAUCUUCUUUCUCUGUUUUUGAGAAUUAGAAAUUUAUUACAACCUUAUCUUCUCUGGUACAACUGAGAUUUUCUGGCAGCCAUUUAUGUAUAAGAGUUGUUUACUUUUGUUUGCUCAUAAGUUUCGCGUACAUAUCAUUGCACGACUUCAAACCUACACAUGCGAAGCAACUUGAAAACUUUUGAAGCUCUAUGCAUCCCUAAGGGCAUGAUGAAAUGGUAAUCAUUUGAUAAAGACAUGAUCAGUAGAUAAGAUCAUCUUGCAAUACUAAUUAAACAAAUCGAAUUUAGGCCGCUUGAGAUCGAUUAGUAGACAACCGAGGGUUUUCGAUACUCUGGGCUUACAACAUUCAAGCAUGAUCAUAGAUUCACAGUUCCACAGAAACGAAAUCAUCAUCCAUAUUUUACAAACCAAACAUUUGAAUUCGAAUUCCACAAAGUACCAAAAUCUACCUCUCAAUAGACAUAAUUUGCAAACAAACUUGAAAAAGGAAAUUCGGAAACUAGGGCUCGUAAACUUGUUGAAGCUCGUUUUUCACCGAAGACUAGUUCGUUCAACAAACUGUGGUAUAAUAGAACCACCGUAAGACACAGUAAGAAAAGAGGAACAAUUCCACUCCAUUUAACCCAUCAGUUUCAAGCCUUCUGAGAGAUGGUAGCUGUGCCAAUG